CAAUACGCAGGCGCGUCUCCUCAAGUCCUAUCCCUGCCCCCCUCCUCUUUCUCUUCAUUUGGUUCCCCCUCCUCUUCCAGCAGCUCCGCAGGUUCAAACUCGUCUCUGUGAGAGUGGCUGUGAUCGCGAGGUCACGUGAUGAGCAUCCUGCUGCCCAACAUGGCGGAGUUCGACACCAUCUCAGAACUGGAGGAGGAGGAAGAAGAAGCGGCAACGUCGUCGUCGUCGCCGUCGUCGUCGUCGGUAUCUGGGCCUGACGAUGACGAGGAAGAUGAGGAGGAGGAAGAGGAGGAGGAGGAGGAAGAUGAGGAGGAGGAGGAGGAGGAAGCGCCGCCCCCGCCUCGAGUAGUGAGCGAGGAGCAUCUGCGGAGAUAUGCCCCCGACCCUGUAUUGGUGCGGGGCGCCGGCCACAUCACUGUGUUUGGCUUGAGCAACAAGUUUGAUACUGAAUUUCCCUCAGUUCUAACAGGGAAGGUGGCUCCAGAAGAAUUUAAGACCAGCAUUGGCCGUGUGAAUGCAUGUUUGAAAAAGGCUCUCCCAGUCAAUGUGAAAUGGCUCCUGUGUGGAUGUCUCUGCUGUUGUUGCACACUGGGUUGCAGCCUGUGGCCCGUUAUUUGUCUCAACAAAAGAACCAGAAGAUCAAUUCAGAAGUUAUUAGAAUGGGAAAAUAACAGAUUAUAUCACAAGCUUGCUUUGCACUGGAAGUUGACUAAAAGGAAAUGUGAAACUAGCAAUAUGAUGGAGUAUGUAAUACUAAUAGAAUUCCUACCAAAAUAUCCCAUAUUCCGACCUGACUGAGGAGUUUUAUUCAGUCACUUUUGUGUUUCCUGUCAUUUCCUACCCUUAGUGCCUUGUAGAUGAUUUUUGGAAUGAAGAUGGUCUCCUUUGCUGUGUUCAACUUAUUCUUUAUAAUGGUUAGAAUAUUCUCCUCGCUCUUUUAUUUGUGUUGGUUUAAGAAAAUUUGCACAUCUUUUUUGUUAUUAAAUGAGGCUUGUGUUUUGCACUCUCAAUUUUUAAAUAAAUACACACAUACAUACAUACAUACAUACAUAUAUAUACAUAUAUAUAUUUGCCACUAAAAAUGAAACAUCAGUGCUGGUGUUUAGAAAACAACCUUGUUCUGAGCAUGCUGCCUUAUAAUUUUCAUACUCACUGUUUCUAAAUAUACAUCAUUUUUCUAGGCUAUUUAAUGCUCUGUAAUCCCUUACUGGACACACUUAAAUAAAGCUUUUGGUAGCUUUUAGAAAUGGUUUUACUCUGCUUUUAAAGGACACGCUUUUAAAGGAAAUGUAAUUAAUAGCACUGGUUUUGUCCUGCA
Castor canadensis (American beaver) is the source of this 1318-nucleotide messenger RNA. It is a transcript of the gene Chic1, whose product is annotated as cysteine rich hydrophobic domain 1. The record is from RefSeq and is a predicted model, not a curated record. Lineage: Eukaryota; Metazoa; Chordata; Mammalia; Rodentia; Castoridae.